Molecule: messenger RNA, 1711 nt
Organism: Lepus europaeus (European hare)
Lineage: Eukaryota; Metazoa; Chordata; Mammalia; Lagomorpha; Leporidae
Gene: GSR
Product: glutathione-disulfide reductase
Exons: 13
Coding region: 1-1554 (517 amino acids)
Biological process (GO): glutathione metabolic process; cellular response to oxidative stress; cell redox homeostasis
Cellular component (GO): cytosol; mitochondrion
Molecular function (GO): NADP binding; flavin adenine dinucleotide binding; glutathione-disulfide reductase (NADPH) activity
Source: RefSeq, a predicted model, not a curated record
AUGGCCCUGCUGCCCCGGGCCGUGAGCGCGCGCGCGGGGCCCGGCCGGCUGUGUGCGGCGCGCGCCGCCUCCCUCCUCCCGCCGCCUUCGAGUGGCCCCGCCGGGGCCCUGCGCGCCCUCCGCCGCGCCAUGGCGUGCGCACGGGAGCAGCGCCCGCCGCCCGCCGGCGUGACCGCCUACGACUACCUGGUGAUCGGGGGCGGCUCGGGCGGGCUGGCGAGCGCCCGGAGGGCGGCCGAGCUCGGCGCCAGGGCCGCCGUGGUGGAGAGCCACAAGCUGGGCGGCACUUGCGUGAAUGUCGGAUGUGUACCCAAAAAGGUGAUGUGGAACACGGCCAUGCACUCCGAGUUCAUGCAUGAUCACGUUGACUAUGGCUUUCAGAGCUGUGAGGGUAAAUUCAACUGGCGUGUUAUAAAGGAAAAGCGAGACGCCUACGUGAGUCGCCUGAAUACCAUCUAUCAGAACAACCUGACCAAGUCCCAUAUAGACAUCAUCCAUGGCUACGCAGCAUUCACCAGUGACCCAGAACCCACGGUAGAGGUCAAUGGAAACAAAUACACUGCUCCUCACAUCCUGAUUGCCACCGGGGGUGUGCCUUCACGUCCUCACGAGAGCCAGAUCCCUGGCGCCAGUCUCGGAAUAACCAGCGAUGGGUUUUUCGAGUUGGAAGAGCUGCCCAGGCGGAGUGUCGUCGUUGGAGCAGGCUACAUCGCUGUGGAGAUAGCGGGGAUCUUCUCGGCCCUGGGUUCUAAGACGUCGCUGAUGAUACGGCAUGAUAAGGUGCUUAGAAACUUUGACUCACUGAUCAGUUCCAACUGCACGGAGGAGCUGGAGAACGCGGGCAUAGAGGUGCUGAAGUACUCCCAGGUUAAGGAAGUUAAACAGACUUCAUCGGGCUUGGAAGUCUGCAUGGUCACUGCGGCUCCUGGUAGGAAACCCACCUUCACCACAAUUCCAAAUGUUGACUGCCUGCUCUGGGCCAUCGGGCGGGACCCAAAUUCCAGUGGCCUGAAUUUAAACAAUGUGGGGAUCAAAACUGAUGACAAAGGGCACGUCAUAGUAGAUGAGUUCCAGAAUACCAACGUAAGAGGCAUCUACGCAGUCGGGGACGUGUGUGGGAAAGCUCUUCUUACGCCAGUUGCAAUAGCUGCUGGCCGCAAACUUGCCCACAGACUUUUUGAAUGUAAAAAAGAUUCCAAGUUAGACUACGACAACAUCCCCACUGUGGUCUUCAGCCACCCUCCUAUUGGGACAGUGGGACUCACGGAAGAUGAGGCCAUUUAUAAAUACGGAAAAGAAAACGUGAAGACCUACUCAACCUCCUUUACCCCGAUGUAUCAUGCGGUUACCACCAGGAAAACAAAAUGCGUGAUGAAGAUGGUGUGUGCCAACCAAGAGGAGAAGGUGGUUGGGAUCCACAUGCAGGGAAUCGGGUGUGAUGAAAUGCUGCAGGGCUUUGCCGUCGCGGUCAAAAUGGGAGCAACAAAGGCGGACUUUGACAACACGGUGGCCAUUCACCCUACCUCUGCAGAAGAGCUGGUCACCCUCCGCUGAGCAGCCAGAGACGGGGGUGGCCGGUGGCCAGACCCGUGGGCCUUCCGCAAGGAACCAAAUCAUCACGUUUACUGACUCUUCCCGUUUCGUGUAUGUCUUUAUUUUUAAUCAGCUUCCUCUGAUAGUGGAAUUUUUUUUUUUUUUUUUUUUUUUUUUU